AUGGCGGUGCAUGCUGUUCGACUACCGGCGACUCAGAUUCACGGCGGAAUCUCUGCUAAUCUGUCUCAAUCCAAUCGCAAACCAAACGCCGUCUUCCGAUUCAACUGCGAUUAUUCGAAGCGCUGCCGUUACGUAGCUGCCUUGCCGUCACUCCGGGAAGACGAUGAACAUGGUAGAGACAAUUCCGUUAGGUCUAUGGAAUUGAAGAAGAUUCUAGAAGACUCGCCUCUGCUUCCUAAGCCGUUGUCGUCAAGCCAGCUCGCGGAAUCUGAGUCCAAUGGUUCCCGUGUUCGUGUGGCCUAUCAGGGAGUACGUGGUGCGUACAGUGAAUCAGCAGCUCAAAAGGCAUAUCCAAAGUGCGAAGCUGUUCCCUGCGAAGAGUUUGACACUGCAUUUGAGGCGGUCGAGCGGUGGCUUGUGGACCGAGCAGUUUUACCAAUUGAGAACUCUUUGGGUGGAAGCAUCCAUAGAAACUAUGAUCUUCUGCUCCGGCACAAUUUGCAUAUUGUAGGGGAAGUCAAGCUUGCUGUUCGCCAUUGUUUGUUGGCUAAUUACGGUGUAAAUAUUGAAGAUUUGAGAAGGGUGCUUAGCCAUCCACAGGCUCUUGCCCAAUGUGAAAACACAUUAACCAAAUUGGGAUUGGUUAGAGAAGCAGUAGAUGACACUGCUGGUGCUGCAAAGCAAAUUGCAUUCGAAAAAGUAAAUGAUGCAGCAGCAGUUGCCAGCGCUGAAGCUGCAAAGAUAUAUGGGUUGAACAUAGUUGCUGAAGAUAUCCAGGAUGACUGUGAUAAUGUUACAAGGUUUCUAAUGCUAGCAAGGGAACCCAUUAUUCCUGGAACAAACAAACUCUUUAAGACAAGUAUAGUUUUCUCGUUAGAGGAAGGGCCUGGAGUACUUUUCAAAGCACUCGCCGUGUUUGCCCUUAGGCAAAUCAAUCUCACAAAAAUAGAGAGCCGCCCUUUACGGAAACACCCUCUUCGAGCAUCUGGAGGGUUAAAAUACUUUGAUUAUCUUUUCUAUGUGGACUUUGAAGCAUCUAUGGCUGAUGAAGUUGCUCAGAACGCACUUAGGCAUCUAGAGGAGUUUGCUACCUUUUUGCGGGUACUGGGAAGCUACCCAGUGGACACUACAAUGCUCUAA
Arabis nemorensis is the source of this 1140-nucleotide messenger RNA. The record is from the annotation of a GenBank genome assembly. Lineage: Eukaryota; Viridiplantae; Streptophyta; Magnoliopsida; Brassicales; Brassicaceae.